This is a messenger RNA of Aspergillus wentii DTO 134E9, 1015 nucleotides long. RefSeq lists its product as uncharacterized. The transcript has a single exon. Lineage: Eukaryota; Fungi; Ascomycota; Eurotiomycetes; Eurotiales; Aspergillaceae. Bases 60 to 887 code for a protein of 275 amino acids. The record is from RefSeq and is a predicted model, not a curated record.
CCAUAUUCAAAAUUCUCAUCUCAUCUCCAUCCUCAUCAUCAUAACUUCAUCUCCUCAAAAUGAAAGCCUUCCUCUGGGCCUUUGCCCUCACCUCCGCCAUCUGCGCUCGCGCAAACGAAUGGCACGCGUACUACCGCCUCAACCCCAACGAAUACCAGACUAAAUUCGACUCAAUGGUCUCGCAAGGCUACCGUGUCAACUCCAUCAGCGGCUACGAGCGCAACAACGAGCCAAACUACGCCGUCAUCUUCGAGAAGAACCCCUGCAGUCCCGCCUGGCGCUCUCACUCCGGCCUCACCUCAGACGCAUAUCACGCCAAGUUUGAAGAAUAUCUUGACCAGGGAUACCGUGUGUCGCAGGUGAAUGGGUACACGGUGAACGGAAAAGACUACUAUGCUGCUAUUUGGGACAAGACGUCGAAUAGCAGUGCUGCCUGGGUAUCUCGACAUGGGAUGUCGACGGGUUGGAUGCAGAAGUAUUUCGACACGUAUCUGGAGCAGGGAUACACGCUUACCCAUGUGAGUGGGUAUGAGGUUGGAAAGGAAGCGCGGUAUGCAGCUGUCUGGGAGAAGAAGAACGAUGGCGCCAAGUGGGUUGCUGCUGGGAAUUUGACGUCGACCGAGUAUCAGGAUCGGUUUGAUAAAUAUGUCAAUGAGGGUUAUCGGCUGGUGGAUGUGGAUGGAUACGAAGUGGAUGGAGAGGUGUUUUAUGCUGCCAUCUGGGAUAAAUCGGCGUCAGGGCCUUGGGUGGCUAGGCAUGGGAUGGAUUCGCCUUCGUUCCAGGCUGAGUUUGAUAAAUAUCGGGCGGAGGGAUAUGUGUUGAAGACGCUGAGUGGGUAUAAUGUGGGUAAAAAGGAUUGGUAUGCUGCUAUUUGGGUGAAGCCCUGAUCUAUUCUAUCAGUCUAUAUAUUCUAGUCAAUAGUGUUAUAUUAAUCAACAUGAAGCCUUUACAGGCACCUUCAACGACAGUUGAUUAGCAUUCUCUCCUCUCGCCUCUACCUGGACCUGCUUUGCUG